This is a messenger RNA of Moneuplotes crassus, 614 nucleotides long. Lineage: Eukaryota; Ciliophora; Spirotrichea; Euplotida; Euplotidae. The record is from the annotation of a GenBank genome assembly.
UAUAACAAGCUAUUGAUGAUUUAUAACUGAACUUCACAGAUUUUCUUAUGAAUUCGGGAUACGAAAGCGCAGAUUCCUCAGACUAUUCAGACUCGGAAGAAAACAUGCUCUUCAGAUUGCUAAAUGAAGAGAAAAUGCUUCAGAAACAGAUUGAAAAACAAGAACUUAAAGGGACAUAUGUUUCUGAAAAGGAUAGAAGAACCUCUCCUUACUUAACAAAAUAUGAGAAAACCAGAAUUAUUGGCACCAGGGCCGAGCAAAUCAAAUACGGAUCACCACUGUGUUAUGGCCAUAGUUGAGAGUACGAUCCUUAUAAGAUAGCUGAAUAUGAGUUGCAGUUAAGGAAAAUCCCUUUCAUCGUAAAAAGACAAAUAAACCCAAUUAAGAAAAUAGAACUCUGGAAACUCUCAGAAUUAUCUUUCGACAGGAUCUCUUUCGAUACUCCAAUUGAGGUAAGCGAGAUCAAUUACAAAGAUUUUAAAAGAGAUCAUAUCAAGGAAGUAAGGAAGAAUCGUGAAAAAUCUGAGAACAAAUUAAUGCUGAAAGAAGAGCCAUUAUCCGGAAGCAGAACAGACACUGAAUACAAUUGGGUAAAAAGUGAAUAAUUCUGGGUA